Micropterus salmoides (largemouth bass) is the source of this 1806-nucleotide messenger RNA. RefSeq names its product ecto-ADP-ribosyltransferase 5-like. NCBI's taxonomy places the organism in Eukaryota, Metazoa, Chordata, Actinopteri, Centrarchiformes, Centrarchidae. The transcript is spliced from 2 exons. Bases 497 to 1561 code for a protein of 354 amino acids. The record is from RefSeq and is a predicted model, not a curated record. Gene Ontology annotation, molecular function: NAD+-protein-arginine ADP-ribosyltransferase activity; NAD+ poly-ADP-ribosyltransferase activity.
ACUCACCAUUAUUAGUGUGUGAAAUCUAAGUUGUUGUAUACAGGUAGCCUUUAUUUCUUCACUGUUUGAUCAGAUUCCAAACCUGAUCAAAGAAAGUGUGGGAGACCGUAAACCUGCUUUCUGAUUUGGGAAGGGAGGGGACAGAAUUUAAGAAAGGAAGCAAAUAAAAACGCUAUGAGUCUCUAGUAACCUGCUGCUUCAUCAUUCAUCCAAUGCUUUACACAGAAAAUUACAAGAAUCUUAUUUAUGGAAAGAGUAACUUUGCAUGUUAAUAUGCAAAACUGGGGGCAAUGUACAGUCAAACUUGCAAACAUCAGACAGAAAGAUGUCUGACUGUACAGAUACUUUAGUGAAGCUGUUAAACAGGAGGAGACUUGUUGGCUCUCAUAACGUCAGCUUAAAUUGUUGCUACUUCAGCAGUGGCAGAUUUGCUUUGAAUUGUCAAGUGGUCUGAAGUGGAUGCUUAGUUCUGCUCUAAGCUUGCAGAGUUGUGAAGAUGAGCCCCUAUGUUCCCUUUUUAUGGUCAUGUUUAUCUUGCAAAAGUGUCUCUUCCUUAUUGUAUGGCAUUAAUGAGCUGGGCAUCUUACACCCAAUGUUUAACUUCCGUAACUGUUUACUAUAUAAGUGUAUUAGAUCCUCUCAGUCAGUGAAGACUGCAGAGAUAGACUAUGCUGUCUCAUUGAAGGGUGUAUGUGCUAGAUUCGGCAAGACCACAUCAGGGAUUAUUUUAUUUAGCAACAGUGUCUCCAGGUUUCUACUUUGGUGGAGGGUGGCAGUGAUGGCAGUUUGGGCAGCAGUGCUGAUCACCUAUGGAAUCUCUGUAGGAAUUGCAAUGGACUCAGCUGAACCUGGGUUAAAUGAAAUCCUUCAACUUGACAUGGCUCCAAAUUCUGUUGAUGACAUGUACGAUGGCUGCAAAGACAAAAUGAAGAAGGUGGAAAAAGAAUACCUGCAGAAUGAGAAAAACAAAGACAAACAAUUCAAAGAGGCCUGGGACAAAGCUGAAAAUGCAUUGAAGCCUAAAAAUAAAAAAAAUCCUCCUGCCAUGUGGAAAGUAGCUAUUUAUGUGUAUACCCUCGUUGAACCAAAAAUCUAUCUUGAUUUCAAUAAUGCAGUUCGAACCCAAAGAUUUGAGUACAACACCACAUUCAGGUAUCACGCACUUCACUUUUUCUUGACUGACGCCCUUCAAACACUCAAUAAAAAUGCGAAAUGUUUCACUGGCUACCGUAGAGUCAACAGCUCCUUUACAUCCCAAGAUGUUCUCAACAAGGAGAUUCGCUUUGGCUCUUUUACCUCCAGCGCUAUGGGUGGGUACCCCAGCGCUGAAAGAUUUGGAGACGAGUCAUGCUUUAAGAUUUUCACAUGCUCUGGAGCAGAUAUCUCGGAGCACUCUACCGUUAAGUCAGAGAAUGAAGUCUUGAUUCCUCCUUACGAGGUCUUUAAAGUUACAAAGAUUGAAAGGAGAUCUGACCAGAAGAGUCUUCCAUGUAAGGUGGUAUAUACAGUGAAAAGACAACGGACAGUGUCCAACACGAAUUGUACUCUUAUUACGAAGUAAGCACUCUUGAAUGUUUUAAAUAGAGCUAACAAAACAUGUAAAAUAACAUUAGAAACAGCUUUGAAGACCCUCAUGAAGGAUCUGCAAAACAUGUUGCUUGCUGUCUGGAAUGUGGACAACAUCAAGAAUCAUUGCAUUAAGUUGUACAGCCCAUUUCAUCUGCAUUUAAAUUGGAUGCAUAUUUUCCUACAAUGUUAUUAUAUCAACUCUGUCAGAAAAUCAUUAAACACUUUGUGGUUCACAAA